AUGCCUGUCCUCGACACGACGCCACUCGAAAAUGACGUCCAGCUCUUGCGCCGGGCACACCACGUCCUCGCAUAUCUCGUUCAUUUCUACGUCCAUUCCAGUCCACCCGAUCCACUCAGCCCCCACACAAUCCUCGUCCCCAAGGCCCUCGCACUCCCUCUCGUCCGCGUCUCAAAGAGACUCGAUAUUGCGCCCGUCCUCACCUUUGCGGAUACGGUACUCUGGAACCACGAGAUUAUCGACACCCCCGAAACCCACCGCUCCACUAUUACCGACGAACAGCAACGAGUUAACCGGACGAAAUUCAGACCACUCACACGCGCCAACAUUCGUCCGCUCACUCUCUUCACUCGUGGUCCAGACGAAGCCAAUUUCUAUGGAUGUUGCGCAGAAAUCGAGCUCAGGGGUGUCGAGGCCCUCCGUGCUAUUGCCCACUUUUACGACGUGGCUGGACGGCCGAAGAAUGCCUCUUCAUCCUCUCACAAGGAUCUGCUUUCCAACUUGGCAGACUUUGCGGAUGAGCUCGACAGGCGAAGACGCGAAGAAGGAGUGGACGAGGUCACUCUGGACGAGGCCGCAGCAUGUCUGCACACGGUCGCAAGCGUCAUCAAGGAUUUGACGACGAUUUUGCAAUCUGUGCGCGAAAUCUGCGACCCGCAUGCGUUUUACUUUGCCGUCCGACCGUGGUUUAGGGGAAGCGAUGCCAGUGCCGGAGUUGGUGGAUCAGACGCAUCGAGUGACGAUACCGUACCGGUCCCUCCACCAGGCAUGCGAAGAUGGAUCUACGAGGGUGUCGACGAAGACGAGGUGCUCGAGCUCAGCGGGCCCUCUGCAGGCCAGAGCUCCAUCAUCCACACUCUGGACAUUUUCCUCGACGUGGACCAUCAUAGUACCGCAGACUCGCGGUCCUCGACGCCAUCCACAAAUGCCGCGGUGCAAAAAUCUGCAUGUCCAGCCGGAUAUGGCAAGACAGAUUCGACCAGCUCAUCGCCUUCGGAGGUUGUCCCCGUCACGCGCUGCCCCGUCUCUGGGGCUCGAGCUGACGACGACGAACGGCAGCAAGCGAGCGUGCAGUGUCCAGUCAUGUCUCAGCGGCAGAGGGAACAAGACGAGGCCAAAAGACAGCUCCCCAAUGGCGAAUUCAUGACGCGCAUGCGCAAGUAUAUGCCAGGCAGUCAUCAGGCUUUUCUCGAACAGCUUUCUGUCAUCACUCAUGGUCCCUCGAAUUCAGACGAGCACACUUCAACGCCUACACCUGCUCCCUCAUACAGCGUAGAGGUGACCAAGCCGAUGCCAACAACGCUGGAUUCGUCCCUUGUUCAACUCAUCGAACAGCAGCAGCCACUUUCCAUCCGUGAACUCGCUCGCGCACAUCCAGACAGGCUCCUCAAGCCAUACAACGACGCCGUGCUCGCACUCAAGCAAUUCCGCGAUGCACACAUUCGCAUAGCCUGUCUCUACGUCGUCUCCAUGUCCCGCAAGAGCAGCGGUAUCCCUACACCUCCUUCUAGUAUGGGUGCCGAGCAUGGCAUCGAGAUGAUGAAGCGUGCUGGGGAAUGCGGGAUUGGUGCUGGGAGUAUGGGUAUGGCAAUGUGUCCAGCGAUGCGAAAGGCUGCGCUCGCGGCGAAGAAGAAGACGGAGCCUGUUCGUGGUACGGGCGGCAACGAGCUCUCAUUGCUCCUCAAGUCGUGCCGCGACGCCACGUCGAGGACACUCCUCUGA
This is a messenger RNA of Serendipita indica DSM 11827, 1722 nucleotides long. NCBI's taxonomy places the organism in Eukaryota, Fungi, Basidiomycota, Agaricomycetes, Sebacinales, Serendipitaceae. The record is from the annotation of a GenBank genome assembly.